Molecule: messenger RNA, 2865 nt
Organism: Cryptococcus amylolentus CBS 6039
Lineage: Eukaryota; Fungi; Basidiomycota; Tremellomycetes; Tremellales; Cryptococcaceae
Exons: 9
Coding region: 141-2819 (892 amino acids)
Molecular function (GO): hydrolase activity
Source: RefSeq, a predicted model, not a curated record
AGUAGUCUUCUUAAUCCCUUCUACUCCCUUUAUAUUCCUUCUUAUUCUCGACUUGUAUCUCUCCCGUCUCCAGCUAGUCCCAGUCUCAACGGGCCACUGUCCCACCACACUCCUCAACAUCACUGCAGCGACGUCCAGCUAUGACUGGUUACGGCACCCCGUCAGUAGCGCUAGCUACAACUCCCACAGUCAUCUCCACCUUCUUUUCCCACAUCCUCCAUCGCCGCAAGCGCAAGAGCGAGACCAAGCGCUCCCUCCAGUCUGGUGGCCCAGGCGGGGGCCCCGAGAACCAGCUAACCUAUGAGGAGGGGCUCAAGGUGGUCAGGCGGUUCUUGGACUUUGCGAGCCAUCAUGGCGUAGAGGAGGUUCAAGCGUUCACCGCUAUGUGGGUGCCUACGCCGCAUUGGGUCAAGAGAGAUGUCGUCCUUAUACCUGAGGAGAAUAUGCGCGAGGCUGAAGUUAUUCUUGCCAAACAUCUGUCAACAUAUGGCAUGGCAGGCGAGAAUGGUGGGGGAAUCCAGUUAGUUGGUGGUGACAAAUGGUGGAGAGUCCGGCGCAAGCCUCUGGAAGGCGAAUGGAUCGAGAUGCAGAAAGACUAUCUGAAAAGGACCCAGCCAAAGCCUCCAGCUAGUGCUUCUGCUGAAGCGUCGUCACCGGUUCCACCCUCGCCUGUCAGCCCCAACACUGUCACUUGGACAAACAAGUAUCUCCCAAGCCGAAAGUCUACGACCGCAAGUGUUGUCGACAAUUCCGGUCAAGAAGUCGGUGAUGAUCGGAUCAUCCUGUAUAUCCACGGCGGCGCCUUCUUCUUCUCAUCUCUCGAGACCCAUAGAUACCAAGUGCAGCGCCACGCCCGCAAAGCCGGUGCUAGAGCCUUCUCUCCAGCCUACCGUCUUUCCCCACAGUACCCCUUCCCUUGCGGCCUCCUGGAUUGCUUGGCCUCCUACCUCUACCUCAUCUCUCCACCGCCGUCCGCCCCGCACAAACCCAUCCUCCCCACCAACAUCAUCUUCAUGGGCGAUUCUGCUGGGGCCGGCAUGUGCGUCAGCCUGCUGGUCUUGAUCCGAGAGAUGGGUUUGCCCAUGCCAGCGGGCGCCAGCUUGAUAAGCCCGUGGGUAGACCUGACCCAUAGUAUGCCGAGCAUUGGAGGAUGGGACGGAGGUGAUUUCAUCCCUUCCUCGGGAUUCCAUUACAAGCCCAGCUGUGCUUGGCCUCCGCUCCCCGGUAGCGGAAUCGACAUCACCAUGGCGGAUGGGUCUACCAUGAGAGUGGAUGAACAAGUACAGAUGUACUGCCCCAACGACUUGUUGACCCAUCCUCUCGUAUCGCCUGUCAAUCAAGGGUCACUGGGCGGACUGUGUCCGCUGCUGGUCCUUGGAGGAGGCGCAGAGCUUCUCAGAGAUGAAAUCGUCUACUUGGCGCACAAAGCCGCCGACCCCGAACGAUACCCACCAUCCUCCUCCACCCUCGCAGAAUACCCUGAUCAAGUGCCAAAGAUCACAAACUAUAAGCCUACCAAGGUUCAUCUGCAGAUCUAUGAAGGUUGCUGCCAUGUAGUGCCUACCAUGAGCUGGACGAAAAGUAGCAAGUACAUGUACCGGGCUUGUGCCAACUUCAACAUAUGGGCUUUCAAUGCUGCGCACAAAGCUCUUGAAAAGAAGCUGCAGCACAAGAAAUCGAGCAAGUCUCUCAAAAAGUCUAGGUCGUCAGCUUCAUUGAAGAAGACCGCUCUGGCCAACGGCCUUUCCAGCCUGACCAUCCCAGACUCUUCCAACGGUGGUCCUCAGUCUGCACACAGCUCCAAGAGCUCUCCGACCAGCUUUACUACCUCUCCGACCAAUCUCGCACCCUCUCCUAUCAACACCACUUCACCUCUCGUCAACUCUGCAUCUCCUACACCUCCUUCGCCCGCCAUCUCUACCUCAUCCAGCCAGCAGAAUACACUCGACCUUACACAGCCCAUCAUCACCUCUUCUGCUGCAUCUGCUGCCAACGGCAAGCCCAUUUCCUUCAGCGAAGCGCAAUCAGAGGCAGAGUCGGAGGAAGAGGACGAAGAUUCAUCCUCUGAUGAUGGGAAUGAUACGGAUGAGGAGAGUGCAGCGGAUAAGGGUCCAAGGACUGGAGUUGUCACGGUCAAUGGGACAGAGCCCUUGUUUGGAAACGUCAACAUCGUGCCGGAGCGAGUUUCUACGCAUGGCAAUAUCCGGCCAUUUGAGGAUAUCGCCGCUGUCCCUGCUCUCCAGCCUGGCUUGCGAGAGCACAUAGGGCGGGUACACGGUGAAGGCGCCGUCCAGAAAUGGCUCAACAAAAGAGCCGAUUGGGACAAAAAGUACUCUCGCGACCUCGCCAAAUGGCGCAAGCUGCGUACUGAAGACCGAGCCAAGGCCGAGAAGGAUGGUUUCUUGACACGAGACUUGCAAGGAGAGAACCCGCCGAUGUGUGCGGUGGCGGGAUUGUGGGAUGAAAAGCUUGCGGGCGACGUAGCUAGGAGUGUUGACGAGGUUUAUGCGAGGAGUGCGGCAUUGGGUUGGUGGACAAAGUGGGGUUCCAAGGCCGACAAGGAGCAUGCCGAAAAGCACGAGCUCCGCGAGAUAAAAUCUCGAGCAGAGGAAGAGAGCAAGCUCCGAACCCAGAGUCUGGACGAUCUUCCUUCUUCCUCUACGAGUACUCCCACACUGAUUACACCUCCUGCUGUCGGGUCUUAUGGCAAGUUUGGCUCCAGGGAAGGGAGUAGGGGUCAGCUCUUUGUGGAACCGGAAGCAAUCCUGGAGGAUGCCGAUGGAGAGGAAAUGCACGAGACUGAGGGGGCUAAGCGGUAGCCAGCUAGAUAUUAAUAUGUAUCCGCUAGAUCAAUGUAUCGCAAGG